AUGGUGACUCUCUACAACGCCUCCAUACCCAUGAUGAUCAAGUAUCUGGGAAAUCUCAAGGCCAUUCUCACCAAGGCCGAAGAACACAUCGCCGCCAAGAAUAUCCACCCAGAGGAGAUGAUCAAAUUUCGUCUUAUCGAAGAUAUGCGCAGUCUCGACUACCAAGUUCAGUCCUGCUGUAAUACGGCUAAAUUCAUCGCCUCUCGCCUCGCCGACCAGGAAAACGUCUUCUUUGAAGACGAUGAGACCACCUUCCCUCAACUUCAGUCUCGUGUUGACCGUACAGUCGAGAUACUGAAGGCCAUCCCAGCCGAGGCCAUGAACGGCAAGGAAGACGCAGAGGUCAUUCUUCCGUCCAAGAUGGGCAACUUUAGAUUUACGGGGUACUCCUAUAUCGUCCUUUACGCUUGUCCCAACUUCCACUUUCAUCUCUCAUCCGCCUAUUGCAUCCUCCGCCAUCUCAGUGUGCCUUUGGGUGCUUUCGACUACCUCGAUUCUCAGAGGGAUUUAUUUGUCCAGGCGUAG
Messenger RNA from Colletotrichum truncatum, 525 nucleotides. RefSeq names its product helix-turn-helix-domain containing protein type. Lineage: Eukaryota; Fungi; Ascomycota; Sordariomycetes; Glomerellales; Glomerellaceae. The record is from RefSeq and is a predicted model, not a curated record.